UCAUUGCGUCUUAGUCAACAGAGUUAUUUUGAGCCUGUGGUUUUAUGGGAAAGGUCUCGUCUUGUUUACUGAUGCAUUUAAGAACUUAAACCAGCCUGUGUUCCUCUUUGCAAACUCUCUUUUUUUCAGUGGUCUAAUAUUUCAGUCUAGUCUCCAGGUUUUAGCCUUGGACUGAACUAGAAAGGCUACGGAUCCCUCUGUUGGUAACUUUCCUGUUGUUGUGUACAAUGAAAAUGUGCAACGGGCGAUCUCACCUGCUGGUUCAGCUAAUUUACAUUACAUUUUUCCCAGUUUUUGUGGCACAAAAAGCCAAAGUCUCACCUGAAGUGACUGGAUACCUUGGACAUGAUGUCACCCUGAGCUGUCAGUUAAUCCAAGGACCAAACCAUACCAGUGUUACUCAGGUUCAGUGGGCUCUCCAGGAUGAAGAAGGAACAGGAGAAAAGAAAGUCACUCUCAUUGUUUUCAACACUGUGUAUGGAGUGAAUAUUUCUGAGAGUCCACUGAAGGAGAGAGUGGUGUUUGAUAAACAUUCGUUGGUAAUUAAGGCUCUAGAAAUGAAAGAUGCAGGAUCCUAUACCUGCAGCAUUUCCACUUUUCCCAGUGGGGCAUUUGAAGGAACCACCAAACUUGUUGUUGAAGAAACGAAGCCAUUGUCAGCAGGAAUAGUUCUUGCUAUAGUGACUGCUGUCUUGUUGCUGUUAGCGAUCGUGGUGGCCAUGCUUUAUUUCAUCCGCAUUAGAAGACGCCAUUCUUCAGCUAGGUUUCGUUUCGUCAUUGAUACGACUGGUCCAGAGAGAGAGUCGCAAUCAUCUGCAACUGAGAGAGACCAGGAUGUGGUGUACUCUGACAUCAAAGUGAAACCUUUCAGCGAUGCCUCUCCUUUAUCCAAUUACAAACUCAGAGAGAGCGUGUAUGUUGACGACGUCACGUACUCCGAGGUCAUGGUUUCUCGUCAACCGACCAAAUCAGAUACAGAGUAUGUUUAUGUUUAGCAUUUUUACCAUUUUUGUGUUGUGUUUUUGUGUUGUUUUAGUUUAUUAUUGUGAUAAAAGUGCCUGAUGAUAAUAUGAACACUUGUUUAGGUGUUUAGUCGUAACCAAAGGAAUAUUUUGGCCUCAUGGUUUCGUGUGUAUGCAUGUGCUAGAAAAACACCCACAGGCUGCAAGUCAGAGGACUAAUCAGUGUUUGAUCUACUCUAGCAGAUGCUGCUCUAUCACACUGCAUAAGAUAAAAAAAUUAUCCAAUUGCAACAAAGAAAUGCAAAGUUGUGUCGACCAGGGAUCUUUAAUAUCCAGCCAAUCAUUGCUCCUAUAUUUCACCCAGCUCUGAAUCCACUUUAAAUGGCUGAACCAGUAAAACAACAUGAUAAAUGUUUAAAAUUACAGAAAAAGUUAUGAUAGUUCACUGAGGCUGUCCUGUAAUUAUAAAAUAUGAAGUUUUGUUCAUUUAAUGUGGGCUCAUUAAUAACAGUUUAAUUGUUUACCUCUUUGGCAACUACUUUGGUGUAGUAUGGGUGUGAGCAGUCUUUAUCAAUAGGAAAAGCUGUAAAUCGUUGAAAUUUAAAAUCUAUACACUUUUUGAUACUUUCCGAAACUGUCCUGUGGGCCAAAUUCAAGUGUUCGCUAGUUCGAUUCGGGCCCCUGGGCCUUAUGUUUGCCACCCAUGACUUUAUUCAGUUGUUUUUGCAGGGAAUAAAUGCAAGCAUUCACAAUGAGCUGCUUUCUGCAAACCUCUAAACUGUUGUGAAUGUAAACUUCUUGGUUUACUGGAAUGAAAUGAAACACCUGCAUGGUGAUCUCCAGCACUACAGCUCUGCAGUUUACUCUGCAGUCUAUCGCUGCAUUUCUGCAGGAGGGUUCAGCUACAUGAAGCAGUUCGUUCUUGCUUGCUAACCUGACAUUUCCAGUGUUACGUGGCCAUAAAAGUAAAAUUACCCUGCAGAGAAGUUCUGUUCCUGACAACGGCACUGACAACAUUCAGUGAGAGUUCCUAUUACUCUUCAGCAAACCAUGAAAGGAGGAAGAUGAAAAGAAAUGGAAGAUAAACAUUCAAAAAAGUUACACAAUUAAUGCAGAAGUAACUGGGCAAUGCAGAAACAGGAAACAGGAAAGUUCAACAAAGUUCUCCAGUAAAAUCAACGUCAUUGCCUGUUGCCUUUAUUUAAUUUAUUCAUAUUAUCGUAGUUUAUUACAGCGGGCGUAAACCAAAAUCAAUCACUGUAAAGAUCAGCACUGUAUGUUAUCCAGUUUCAUAACUUAUAGUUAAAGUUGAGGUGCUGUACUCUGUCCAGUGCCCUGUCUGCUUGGGUCUGUGAAAAAUAUUGCUCAAUAUUACUGUCACAACCCCACACGCAGGUGUUGCAUUGUGAGCACAGUUUGUGACAAAAACUGGAUUGCAAAAGUGUCUGUCGUGGUGGAAAACUGAGCUUAACACCUUGACUAUCGAAUGCUACUUUCUAGCAUUUCCUGUCAGCGUUAUUUGGUUGUGGGUGUGAAAAUGUUGAACACAAGAUGUGUACAUGUGACGUCUCCAGAUUCACUCUAUGCUGUCAAAACAAGUGUAAACUUUUUUUCCCAUAAAAUCAUGAAAUCUUAUAUCAGAUGUUUAUAUUUAUUUUCUUUGUGUGAUAUUUGAAAGUUGAGAAAUUCGAUUGCAUCGAUGUAAUGCUUUAGAGAUAAUGUUCUCCAGUAGACGGCUGUGUGAGUGUGUACUUCUGUUAAUUCUGCACAUGGUUAUUUUUAGUUGUUGAUCUUGAUAUAGUUGCAGUUUAAACCUUUCCAUGUUCACCAAACUAAUUCUGUGGUUUUCCUUUUCUGCUAUGAUGAGCUCUGUCUUGACAGGAAACUGAUGUCAGCGAUAAGACAAGGCAGUUUAAGGAGUGCGUUAUGAAAGUCAUUCCAUAUCAGAUUACAAAGAUGUGAAUAAGUACACUCAGCAAUAUUUUCCCACUAGAAGUGAAGACACAUGAUGAAUGUAAUACUGAAAAUGCAUCACAGGAAAAGACAUUCAUGAGCUAUGUUGUGAUGUGUGAACAAGGAGGACGAACAACAAGCAAACAUGGGUGUAACAGAAGGAAUUCGUUUUUUGUCUUUUUUUAAAAAGAGUUUGUCUCUGUCACAUUUAUAGUCAUUUUCGUCUCUUCUGUACUUGGUUUUCCUCUCUCAUUUUGAAUGUUUCGUGUUUCUUAAGUUUAAAAGAAAUGUUAAUUAAAUUUUUUAUAUACAG
Molecule: messenger RNA, 3228 nt
Organism: Oreochromis aureus
Lineage: Eukaryota; Metazoa; Chordata; Actinopteri; Cichliformes; Cichlidae
Product: nectin-4-like
Exons: 7
Coding region: 228-995 (255 amino acids)
Biological process (GO): homophilic cell-cell adhesion; heterophilic cell-cell adhesion
Cellular component (GO): adherens junction
Source: RefSeq, a predicted model, not a curated record